Mustela erminea (ermine) is the source of this 2198-nucleotide messenger RNA. RefSeq names its product solute carrier family 39 member 8 (gene SLC39A8). Gene Ontology annotation, biological process: intracellular zinc ion homeostasis; zinc ion import across plasma membrane. The record is from RefSeq and is a predicted model, not a curated record. The coding region runs from base 385 to 1770 and encodes 461 amino acids. NCBI's taxonomy places the organism in Eukaryota, Metazoa, Chordata, Mammalia, Carnivora, Mustelidae. Gene Ontology annotation, cellular component: membrane. Gene Ontology annotation, molecular function: zinc ion transmembrane transporter activity. The transcript is spliced from 9 exons.
AAGCCCAGCAAAGAGGUCUGGGAGAGGGAGGGUCCCGCAGAGACGCAAAGUCCAGGACUCCGGAGGGGCUAUUUCCUGCAGCUCCGUGGGGACUGUCUCACGCCGUCUAAGUUUGCUCUGAGGGAAUUUAGCCCCAAGACAGGAAGAAGAGGCUCUCCAGGAGGCCCGGGGGCCCACUCAGCUUAUCGCUCCCCACCCCCGCUCCACCUGCAUUUCAAUGCCCCGCAGGUCGCGGGCUGCUGCUCUUCCGAAGGCGGCGGAGGACCAGGGGCGCCCUCGUCACCGCUGACUCGGACCCGCGUGGACCACGCCUGAUCGGUGCGCCCAGAGCGUCCCGGUGCGCUUCAGCCCGUUUCAGGUCCUCGAGAGGCAGCCCCGGCCGGGAUGGUCCCGGGCCGGGCGGUGGCCGGGCUCCUACUGCUGGCGGCCGCGGGCGUCGGAGGCACGGCGCUGGGGCCCGGGCUCGCCUUUAGCGAGGAUGUGCUGAGCGUGUUCGGCGCGAAUCGGAGCCUGUCGGCGGCGCAGCUCGCGCGCCUGCUGGAGCAGCUGGGAGCCGCCCCCCAGGAGGGUGUCGCCGAGCCCGGCCGGCUGCACUUCAACCAGUGUCUGUCAGCUGAAGAGAUCUUUUCCCUUCAUGGCUUUUCAAACGCUACUCAGAUAAGCAGCUCUAACUUCUCUGUCAUCUGUCCAGCAGUCUUACAGCAAUUGAACUUUCAUCCUUGUGAGGAUCUGCCCAAUCACAAAACCAAACCAAAUAUUUCAGAAGUUUGGGGAUAUGGAUUCCUGUCAGUGACAGUUAUUAAUUUGGCAUCUCUCCUCGGAUUGAUUUUGACUCCACUGCUAAAGAAAUCUUACUUCCCUAAGGUUUUGACCUUUUUCGUGGGUCUGGCUAUUGGGACUCUAUUUUCAAAUGCCAUUUUCCAGCUUAUUCCAGAGGCAUUUGGAUUCAAUCCCAAAAGUGACAACUAUGUUGAGAAGGCAGUUGCUGUGUUUGGUGGAUUUUACUUGCUUUUCUUUUUUGAAAGAGUGCUUAAGAUGUUAUUAAAGACAUAUGGUCAGAAUGAUCACACUCACUUUAGAAAUGAUGACUUUGGUCCUUCUCAUGAGAAAACUCAUCAACCUAAAACAUUACCUGCCAUCAAUGGUGUGACGUGUUAUGCAAAUCCAGCUGUCACAGAACCUAAUGGACAUAUCCAUUUUGAUAACGUCAGCGUGGUAUCUCUACAGGAUGGAAAAACAGAGUCAAGUUCGUGUACCUGUUUGAAGGGACCCAAACUGUCAAAAAUAGGGACCAUUGCCUGGAUGAUAACACUCAGUGAUGCCCUCCACAAUUUCAUUGAUGGCCUGGCGAUUGGGGCUUCCUGCACCGUGUCUCUUCUUCAGGGACUCAGUACUUCUAUAGCGAUUCUGUGUGAAGAGUUUCCUCAUGAGUUAGGGGACUUUGUGAUCCUACUCAGCGCAGGAAUGAGCACUCGGCAAGCCUUGUUAUUCAAUUUCCUUUCGGCGUGUUCCUGCUAUGUCGGGCUAGCUUUUGGCAUUUUGGUGGGCAACAAUUUUGCUCCAAAUAUUAUAUUUGCCCUUGCUGGAGGCAUGUUCCUCUAUAUUUCUCUGGCGGAUAUGUUUCCAGAGAUGAACGAUAUGCUGAGAGAAAAGAUAACUGGAAGAAAAACCGAUUUUACUUACUUCAUGAUUCAGAAUGCUGGGAUGUUAACUGGAUUCACAGCCAUUCUGCUCAUUACUUUGUAUGCAGGAGAAAUCGAAUUGGAGUAAUGGGAAAUGAAAGAUGGUGUUGUUAAUGAAGGCAUUUAAUAAAUAAAAACAUCUCCAAAGGGAUUUUUAAGCUGAUCCUAUUUAGUUAAAAGAUAAUUUUGUUUUCAACUGUAGGUCAAGAAAACUGAUUAUUGGUUUCAGAUCUGUUAAAUAGGCCGUUAUUUGUUGUGAGAAUUGCUUCAAAGUGGUUUUGGUUCCCUUCGGAAAGGCUGGUAUUCAGGAUCUUUGGUCAAUACUCACUUCUUCAUGUUUCAUGCAUUCUACAAUCAUUUAGACACCCAGACCCAGAGGAAAAUACAAGCUAGGUCGUAUAAGCCCUUAAACCUCCAUGGCGGGCUCAAAAGCUCAGGCGGUUUCAGAGUGGUUUUCUUUCAGUUAAUUUGUUCCAGUGCUUUUCAUUCAAAUGUAGAAGAGGAUUGGCAUGUAUA